Penicillium roqueforti is the source of this 369-nucleotide messenger RNA. RefSeq lists its product as uncharacterized. Bases 1 to 369 code for a protein of 122 amino acids. The transcript has 2 exons. NCBI's taxonomy places the organism in Eukaryota, Fungi, Ascomycota, Eurotiomycetes, Eurotiales, Aspergillaceae. The record is from RefSeq and is a predicted model, not a curated record.
AUGGAACUUUUAUCCGAUGUUCCCGCAAAUCAUGCAGAGAAUUGCCUUACUCUCCAAGAAGUAAGCGCCGUCCUAACCGUGAUGGUUGCUCGAACAUCCGAUCGGCCGUUCCGGGACCACCCGAUCCAUCCAUUAUUGGUUCUUUCAUACACUGGACAGAAACAUGGAAGAAUAAUUCAAGCUUCAUUACAUGGAGAAAGCUUGCUUUUGCAAUAUUCUCAGCUAUGGAGUUUUGCGGAUGACGAAACGGCACCAGUUGAACUUUUCGUUCGUUAUGAUAUGAGCCAGCCAGUUCCGAUAGCCUUAGAAGAGCCGAAUCCUAUUAUUGGCUCUCUUGUCGGCCCUGUUACGUCUAUGAGCUUGAAUUAG